This is a messenger RNA of Toxoplasma gondii ME49, 8434 nucleotides long. RefSeq lists its product as hypothetical. The record is from RefSeq and is a predicted model, not a curated record. Lineage: Eukaryota; Apicomplexa; Conoidasida; Eucoccidiorida; Sarcocystidae. The transcript is spliced from 2 exons. Bases 561 to 5300 code for a protein of 1579 amino acids.
GUUGGAUGACAUGUGAGCUCACGUUUGCGGAAGCACGGUUUCUGCUUUCGCUCAAAGAACGGUCUCUUUCGAGUUUGGGGGCACGUCCUUUUUUCUUGAACUUCACACCUUUUCGUGCAAGCGAGCCCAAGGACCUGUAUCCUGCCUCAACCAAUCGAGGGAGCAAGCCGCGUUAGCAGGGAAGGUAUGUGACAGUCGCUCGGCGAUGCGAAUAUAGUUUUCGUGGGUGUUGACGCCUAAAAGAGGGAGGCAAAGAUCCAAUGGUUCACUCCUCUAUUUGCAUUCGGGUGUCACCGCUACUUUUGGUGCUGUCCUUGAUGCUUCUUUCUCGCUUUUUCUCGACCGGACUGGGCUUCCACAACGCGUCACUGUGCGAGAACUACUUGGAGGUAUACUCACACAUUUGAGGGAGACUUCUCAUGACCAGGACUUUUCUGGCGCUGCGUUGAGUCGUACCGUUCCGCUGUACUCCCUAUGCUGCGUUGUAUUUUUCCGUACUUUUCGUUUUUAUGCGUGGACAGAAUUACGUCCGAUGAGAGCGGAUUUUUUCCCGCCCCAGUAUGACCUUCGCGGGCACUGGGGUGGGCGGCCUAGGCGUGGGUACGUCCGCGCCCCAACGCGGGACCCAAGGGGCAUCUUCGCACAUUCCAUUUUCCGAUUUUGUGUCUUGUAAUUCUGUUUCCUCCUGUGUCGCUGUUCCUGGAUGCUCCCGAAAGGGACGUUUUUCGGAGAAGCCAAGUGAACCGGUUCGUCUCAUCCAGAGAAGUGGCGCGAGCAGCCCCCAGUCCGAAGAUGUCUUCGGGCGGUUCUGUAGUGUAAGCACUACAACAGAGAGUUUACUCAGCGGUGGAUGCCGCGGAAGGGGCGGACAUUCUGUUCUUAACAACGGGUUUUUCACCAGCACGGGGUCUCCGAGCGAGGUAGACUGGUUGUCGCGAGGCGGCAGCAGCAGCAGUCACAGUGGCCCGGAGUGCGUGCAGGAAGGACCCGACUCCGAGGAGGAAAUCUCGGUACAGGGGAAGCGAGUGGGAGGGGACAAGUCAGUUUUCCCGUUUCCAGAGUGUUUUUCGGUUGAGCACGUCUUUCGUGUGGAGGAUCGUGAAGGAGGUUCGCAGGUGGGGAAACACGGGGACUCGCGUGGGCCUCACCCGGAAGCGGCGGCUGACGAUAUCUCCUGUGCAUCGACUGCCGUGGACUUGCAAAGAGAUCCUGUCGGGAACACUGUUGAUAGCCAAAGCGACACCUCACCGGCUUUUAUCUGGGACACAUCUUCGCGGUCGAAGUCUUUUUUCUUCGUUACCACGACUUCUGUACCACCUGGAACAACGUGUGCUGCGGCUGAUUUGCAGUCGAGAACGGGCGCUCGCGCCUUGUCUAACUCGUCUGACACUGGCGUUCUAUUGCCACAAGAAAAUUUUUGCGACCAGGAGAUUCCUCAAUAUCCAUCAUCUUUUUCCAUUCCGGUCUCGCCGCCUUUUGCGGCGUCUGCCCACCUCGUCAGCUCCGACGAGCGACGACACCUUCUUUCGCUUCUCAGGCGCCGCUACCGGGCGGACUUACCUCGAAGUAAGGCACUUCUUUCUGAACACUUGGGCCGUUUGAAUAUCUCGAAUCUCUCUAGCAGCAGCGCCACAGAGCUGUGGAUGGUCGCCAGGCUGUUGAACUGUGAACAGGAGGCGUCGCAGCUGUUGGGUGCUUCCUGCGGUGCAGCGAGUCUGAACCCUGGAGGCAGGGACUGCCUCGCUGAAGACGGGAGCCCGGGUCGUGGAACUAUGGAUGCCAUGAAGACGGCGGAAGUGCCUGUGGAGAGAGAGGCGAGCGGGGGGCCUUUGGAAAUGCGGACCGACCAGGAUGCUGCCCCGACAGCUGCUCAGACUCCGCAGUUCGACCCCGCACUAAACAGAGAUAGCCACCCAUAUCCUGUAGGGAGCAGCCCGUCUCACGUGGCCCCAGGCAUGUGCCACGGCGCUUCGUCUGGAUCUCGAAAUCCAGGCAACGUCGCAGACAGGCGUGCCGACGAGGGACAGAGUGUCUGGGCGUGGUCGGACAGCUCCUGCCCCACAGGCACUGCCUCGUCGUCCAGCUCCCAUACUUCCCCGCAUGCACCGCACGCUCAUUCGGCGUCAGACGCUGCUCUCGGCUGUGCCCAAGUGCCACUGCCGGAACCGCGAGCCACUGAGAUUCUCGCUGACGUGGCUUACGGCUCACCACCUGCACCAGCGCUCGUCCCGUCUCCACCUCUGCAACCUGCCGACCGCUUCAACUACUCUCCGGGACAGCCAACUCAGCAGGUUCCCUUGGAUUCCCAGUGGUGGAUGGAGGGUGACCGUGAAAGCCACCACAGCGUCCCCACACCGUACCCUCCAGGAGACAACUCAGGGCAUCCAAACAUCAGCUUCAUGCGCCGGGGCCCGCAGCCGGAGAGUCUCGGCAGUGAGCCGUCGGGAUUCCGGACGGCGCCUAGGGGUUCCGAAAUCGGAGCGAGCGACGCGAAAGGCCAUUUGGAGAGUGGGUCGCCGGCUUUGGUCAUGCUUCCCCCUGUAGGCGGCCCCGCAGGCCCCGGCUCCAGAGAUUCAGUACAUCCCGGGUUUGCGGUAACGCCGCGUUUGCCUGGUGUAAAUUUUGGAGGGACCAUGCAUCAUCAGGGGCCCCACUCAAGUGGCAUUCUUAUCCACACGCCGCCGCAUGGCCCAAUGGGAUAUCCGAAUCCCGUCGCGUCGCGAGCUCCGGGGGACCACCAGCAAGUGCUUCAGCUUCCUGACACUGUUGGCGGGCCGGCGAACCUUCCGGGCUUAAGUGGCGGUGUGGCUGGGGCGUGUCCUGCGCCAGGGGCUUUUCUCCAGAGUUCGCCGAUGGGGCCGCAACACCAUGGAGGUAUGAUGCCUUCCGGAAUGCCAUCCCCCUACUGCAUGUCUUCCCCGAUGGGCGCCCGGCCGUCGUCGCCUCUCCCCAACAUGGUGGCCAUGGGCUCCGUAAUGGGUCCACCAGGCAGUCAAGCGAGCCCAGGGAGCCGUCCCGCUGUCGUGGAGCCCAACAGGAUGGUGCCUUCGGGGAUGGGCAUGGCCCCUGGAGCCGGCGGGGCAGACGACAGCCCCGGAGGCGCGGCUGCGAAAGGGUCCCCGCGACGUAGUCGGAAGAAACCGUCGCCUAGACCGGUAGAUGGAUCCUUUGGGAAUCCUUCUUCUCCGGGAGGAGUUGCAGUGGCCGGCGGGAACCCUCCUCUGCCGGGGCGGCCUCCCGCGCCCCAGCAUCCGAAAAGGAGUCGCAAACGCGGAAGCGCUGCAAAUGCGGAGGGAGGCGCGGACCCCCAGCCUCGCCAACCACGGCCGUGGCAACACACAGCCCGGUGCAAGAAGAGCGGGCGAUUCUGCACGCGCGAGGAAGCGGCUCAGGCGGCUGCAGAGGCAGCGGCCGCCGCUGCAGAGGGGUCGGGUGAAGGGGGGGAGAAGAGCGGAGAGGCCGCGAAGAAGAGUGGCUCGGACAACGCUCCGUCUGCACAAGGUGGCGCCUCAGGAAACGGCCCUCCGAAGUCUGGAACCGGGUCGGACGGGUCCAAGGAAAGCUCGGACCGGUUUGCGGAAGACGGAUCCAGACCUUCUGGGGGGAAAUUGGAUGAUACGGCCCCGAAGCAGUCUGGAACGGCUCCUCAGGCGGGGAGUACCAGUCGAGUUACGGGGGGCAAGUCUCGCUCAGCCAACGGAAGCGGGGCAGGAGCGGGUAACGAAGGCAGCACGGACGCGAAUGAUGGCGCAGCCAAAACAACGGGAGCCGAUAACUGUGUGGAAACUGCAUCCGCAUCUGGGGAGAAGGAGGAGCAGCCCGAAUCGAAGACCGCGAGCACGCCUAGGAAACGCCGCCGUAUCAGGAAGGAUGCGGAGGCCAAGAACAAAGGCGUCUCCGCGGACAGGACUGGAACUGCGGGUGAGGCCCCUCGGUCGCCAGUGCAGAGCACGGAGACAGCACAGCCCUUCUCAGGGUGUGGCAUGAAACCCGAAGACUCAGGUCAGUUUCGAAUCGCCCCAGGGGUCCCUACCGAGGGCGUUUGCCCUCAGGGAGUGUCAUGGGGCGUGCAGCAGCAAGCACCGGCAUACUCAGUGGCGUCGCGAGAUCCCGGAGCGUGCCUUCCUUACGCAGCGGCGCCAUGCCACGCGAGCGCUUCCGUCCGCUACGGCAUGGCGGUGGCGACGCGGCCACAGUACUCGUCGUACCCCUACAUGUCGAGUGUGUACCCCGGACCUGGGGUGGAAAGGUCUGCAGGGGAUCUGCAAAUUGAAUGCGACGCUGCGACGCCUGCGUCUCCGGCAACAGGGGCUGCACCCCCGUGUCAGGCCCCUUUGAGUUCGGGAAGCCCGUACGGCAGUUUGCCCUACGACCUUGACCACACAGGUCAGCCUCUGGCGGGGAACCCUUUGCGGCCCGCGGCUCCCACAGGGUCUGGCUCUGUGCCGCCGGGAUCUUCGACUCCGUGGUCAGCACAGUCCCACCAGGCCUACGGGGCGUCGCCUGGUUGCCAUGGGAUGCCGCAAGCGAGGCAGAUGGGAGAGUGCGGAGUGGAAAAUGGCGCCUAUGUGGGUCAGGGAGUGCCGCCACACUCGCAGGGCAUGCCGAUUUCCGGUGGCUUCGAGCUUCCAUAUCCCCAGAUGGGAAGUUCAUGGGGAUCGACUGGGAACGUGCCGAAUCAGGUGUACCCGUCAAGCAGCAGACCCGAAGAAGGUGAGGAUGCCAGUGGACAGGGACAGCAUGUGGGUCACAGCGAGUUCUCGCCGGUGAAACCCGAAAUGUGCUCUUCUUUGUAUCCUCCGACUCACCUCAUGCAAGACUGGCGCCCGUUCCACGGGGACGUGUUGGGAUCUCAGCCGGGCCGCGGAUCGGCUGCGCUAGGCCCUUCCGCCCCGAAUCUCUCUUCUGCCUCUCCAGGCGGAGACAGUCGGGACUGUCUCAUGCAAAUGCCCGGUAGCAGGGGGGCACCGGGAGCGCAAAACCCCCCCACGUGUCACUUGCAAGCUCAGCACAUCGCGGGAGAGCACGCAGACAGUGCCAGUCCAGCGCUUCGGUCAAACCAGACAGGCGGGUGGGUCCUGACGGCUCGAGGCUGCGAGGGAGGCGACAGCGGUAGGGGUCCGGAGUCUGCGUCCUCCACUACAGAAACGGGGUCGGCCUCCAGAGCUGUCAUCAUGGGUCUAGGAACGGAGGACGGAGAAGACGAUCCAGCGAGAGAACGUCAGGAUGAAGACGGCGGCUUGUUCCAGAGAAGUGUCCCUUUAUCCCCGUUGCUCUCUGGCUACCACCCCCUGUUGUAGAAAGGGGGGGACGGAGAUCGGGCUCUCAAUGAAGUGUCCUAUCAGCAGAGGGAAAUGAGUAAGAACGUUAGUGUGCUAGCUACAGUGAAACAGUUGGGGCGCGUUUUUGCCGGGGCAUUUCGUCUGUAUCUUCUUCCCGGUGUUCCUACUGGAGCAGACGGAGAGGGCGAAGGACGGCUUUUGACUGCGUUGCCGUUUUCGGCAGUGUUCCUUGAAUGGCCACUGCAACGUCUGCGUUCCGUGGUGGUUCGAAAUAGUGCAACAUGCAAGCGGAGAAUGCGAGGAAAGCAGCAGGUGUUAAAAGUGUUCCACGUGAAUCGAAUUCCGUUCUUGGGGAAAUCUUUUUUUUUCUUCAAGACGCUGUGCUAGAGGGUGAAUCAGAUGCUUGGUUCGAAAUGAUUUCUGAGAAGGGUACUACGUGGCCUUUGCCGUUUGAAGGGACCUUUAUGUGCGGGUACUCUACCGCGUCCUACUUACGUUUGUUUCCUGCUUGUCUACUGUGGGCUACGCCUCCGGAGAUUGCCGGUUUCCAUAUCUUUCUCAGAAGCACCAUCGUAAGAAACAGUAUCACACAGAAGCACCAUUUUUGCUACUGUUCGACGGGACUGGCAGUCUCGGACACGAAUUUUUUCAUCCUCCAUAACCUUGAUUUUGUUGAAGGGAAAGGUCCGUUGGUGCUUGUGACAGGCUGCAGAACAGCUUCAUCCCGUUCUUGCCGGCGUCCUUGUGCCCACAUGUGAGCCGGCAGUUUCGGCGUGUAGAGGGAACCGGCAUAUUAUGCGGAAAGACGCGUGUGUUUGCGUCCGUUCCACAUCUUAAUUGUUCGGGGUGUGGAAGGUGGAUCUGUUUGCACGCAAGUGGCGGCAGCCUUGCGCUAAGUGGCUUCUCAUGCUGUCAUGAAACAGUGAAAGUGUUUGUAUUUUGAGUGGCAAUCUCCUUAAUUAGUACGAUUAUGCUUCACAUACGUACCCGUUGCGCGGUCGCAUCGUUUACCAAGACUCUCGGCCUGCAGAACCCGUUCUUGACUCUCCUGCUCUAUGUGAAAGAACCGGGGGCUUCUGGAGAGAUACGGAUCUCGUUCCUCUGCCUUUGCAGGGGAGUAUGGAACAACGGUCCUCCGAAAGCGGAUCCGGCCCAGCCGUCUGGUGCAGACGACGGAUUCUUGGCUGUUCAGUGGACUGGAGAAGGCAGGCCUGAGAUUGCGUUAUUGUGCGCCUGUGUGGAGCCAUCUUGAAUGGACACGGUGAGAGCGACCGUGUCUGUAGAUGUUCCAGCGUAGCGGGAAUUCGAGACUCCCACACGGGACCAAAGAAUCACCGGAGACACGGCGUUUGUGCGGACUAGAAAAAAAUGCAGAGGAGGGCCAAGGGUAAGGGGCCGAGCGCGACCAGGCCAAGUCGGGUAGUAAUUGGUACAAUCUGUUCUGAGGAAAGACAGAGACUAUUGAGGAGCGGAGGAGCUUUCGUGGGUGUCUGGGUCUUAGCUGUUCAUCCUUGAAGGUUUCUGAACGCAUUACAGGUUGGAGGGAUGGAGGGCCGCACAGUAUGUGGACGGCUGAAGAUUUUCAGUGUGAAAGGUGUUAUUCGUCCGCCUUGGACAUUCGCUUGAUUGAGAUGCCUACAAUAUUUGUCGGCUGUGUAAUGUUAUAACGGUGCAUCGGGAGUUUUGCUUGGUCUGCUGAAGAUUUCGGCAAACGCGUUUUGGGGUUUCUGUGACGCGAAACGAAGAAGUCUGUGUGGUCUUACCAGACCUUGCAGAAAACCACGAGGGAUGGAAGCUGUAACUCGUUUACAUUUCCCCAUGUUCCUGUGUGGUUCAGGAGAACUGUAUAGUCAUUUGAAGAAACAAUGGUCAUUCGCACAGUAGUGUGAGCACCGACGGCCAUCCUGGUGGGUGUUCGUACGCGUGGCGGGUGCAGCUCUUAUCCCUUUUUUAAAAGUGGACAGCGUUUAAGGAAAUGCCAAACGCUUUUUCCUGUAUACGGUCACUCGAGGGAAACCUGGUUCUGAAGUUUGUGUGCAUGGAAAUUUUAAAAACUUGAAGCUUGAAGCAUGUGGCUGCGGCCACGGAACCACCGCUUGUGGUAUUCCCGGAACUAGAGCAGAGACGACCCUCUGAGCGGAGGUCUGUGGUCUUUGCGUUCUCUUUUGUUUUGAACGGGUCACAAACGGUUCAGGGAGAGCUAACUGUUGUUGCGUAAUGUUUCUAAGCUUUCAGUAAUUUCAUUGCCCAUAGGUGCGACAUUGCAACAUGGUGCAGGGCAAGAACGGGAAAACGGUGUGGUUUCCUCAGGGGGAGAUGGAGAAGUCGAGAGCAAAGAAGCACGUCGUAGGGAGAGAAGUGCUACAGUCAGCGAGGGACGGGUUGUCACGUUCAGACUCUGGUGACAAAAGCGGAAGCGGAGAGAGUGCACUAGUUUCUGCGAGAAGUGUCGAGUGGGACUGGUGGAUUUGCGUUUGCGGUCGUACGUCACUCGUUUGUAGACCUUUUGCUAGUGCCGAAUCGUCCGUCCGACGUGCAUUCAUGUCGAAAACGGGUUCUCCUGCCAACUUCUCACACCCAGCGUGCGUCGGAAGAUCGUGGAAAUGGCAACUCUGUUGCACAAUUUUUCUCUUUCAUUCACUAUACGCACCAUUGGGAAGCGAUCAGUGAUAGCCUGUUGCCACUAGAUGCGGAUUCAACCUACAGAGAGAUCACGGAACCCCCGGUUCCCCACACAAAACGAGAAAGCACUUUACAACUGACGCCUGUCUGCAGCGCUGCGGUCCAACAUCUUCUGUACUGUAUGGCAUUUAAGAGACACCCAGUUGGAUGUGAAAGGUAAACUAGCGUUGCACCGAUUGCCCCACAGUAAUAAGGUAUCUGUCUUGCAUUUCGAUAUACUUCCGCUCUUUGUAGAUUUGCUUGCGUUCAACGUCAAGCCCCGGAAGAAGCAGCAGGACGGCAAUUGGGUUGUAUGCUACAGCUGCCUCUGGUAUUCGUGUGUUGUAUCCAUUAGCAUGACUCGAGUUGUGUGACUGCCGUUGUAGCCAUUUAUCUACCGCUUCAGAUCCCCCGCAGUGCCAUCACUGGACAUCCGGAAGUCUGCAUUCUAGACAUCGCUGGAUUCUCAGUACUUUCCAAAACUCUCUGCA